Messenger RNA from Aspergillus mulundensis, 2397 nucleotides. RefSeq names its product Mcm10/DnaG-type zinc finger protein. Lineage: Eukaryota; Fungi; Ascomycota; Eurotiomycetes; Eurotiales; Aspergillaceae. Gene Ontology annotation, cellular component: nucleus; replication fork protection complex. Gene Ontology annotation, molecular function: DNA replication origin binding; single-stranded DNA binding. Gene Ontology annotation, biological process: DNA replication initiation; DNA replication. The record is from RefSeq and is a predicted model, not a curated record. The transcript has a single exon. The coding region runs from base 1 to 2397 and encodes 798 amino acids.
AUGCAACGCAAUCGAACCCUUCUAGCCUCGCCCUUGAAACAUUCAGCUGCCGCCCCGAAUUCUCGCAGCAGAGCGACACAGUUAUUGGAAGAUGGGCUGAACGAAGAUGAAGGUGAUGAUACGGAGGAAGACGAAGAAACUUUGCAGCUGAAGCUAGCUGCUAUCCAAGCCCGGCUUAAGCUGAAACAGCUUCAGAAAAGCCGUGGGAAGGCGGGAACUCCGAAUCGAGAUCGAAAUGAAGGUGCGGAUGCCCUUUCUAGGCCAGCAUCCUCAGUAAGCUUCUCGUCGUUUACCGAAGGCCAGCUCUCAAAGCCCAAAGCCUCUCGUGAGACGAGUAGUCGGGAUUGCUCCGACGAUAUUCAGGUGCCUUUAUCUCCGACACGGCGCCCAGGGCCGCCAGUGGAGUCCACAUCGCCUGGACGAUAUAGGCUGGGCAUCGACAAAGGGCUGAAAGGCAGUGAUGUAUCCCUGAAGCGCCCACCCAGUUUCAAGGCAGCCGAUGCACGUCCCACGAGCAGACUUGGUAGUAGGGAUGGUCCGGCAACUCAUCAACGUCACACCUUGGCGCCUCAAUCGCUUUCGUUCGAGGAGCCACGUCCCAAGAGCUUCAGUGAGCGGAUGGCUGAAGGUCGCGCCGCUGAGAAAUCUCGGAGGGAACAAGUUGCGAAAGCUGAGCAUAUACGAGCGAACCGGAGUUCCGCUUUUCAGUACGACAAGGCUGAGAUGGAAGCCUUCAAGGGGGCUGCAGCGGAGAAAAGGCCUGAAUGCCCUUCCAAGCUACGUACAAGAAACGAACCAACUGAUAGCUUCAGCCGGAACGAUGUUCUGAGGUCAGUUAACAACCUCAAGCCUUCCCUAAAGAGGAGCAAGACAACUUCCAGCCUACGAGAAAACGAGCCAAGAUCAUAUCUACAACGGCGCAGCCAAAGAUCAGAAGCGCAAUCGUUUUCAUCUCAACCUGAGAGCUCCCGACCUAAUAGCUUUACCGAUGACGCCUCCACCUUGGCUGAGAGAGCGCAUGAAAAGCCUGAUGCGGCCAAAUUUGAACCUUUUUCUACACUUCACCUUUCUAACCGCAUCCUACCACAUUCUUUCAUGACCCGAACUCUCGAGGGCAAGAAAGCCCUCCGCAUACCAGACCUCCUUCGAAUGAUCAAGGGUCCACCCUUUGAACUACCGGAUGAAAUAGACACCGACUAUGUUGUUUUCGGCAUAGUAGCCUCUAAGUCAGAACCUAAACGAGUAAGGCAGCCGAAGAAUACCACUGCACAGGCUGCUAACCCAUUCGACGACGGCCUGAACAACAGAGACCAGUAUAUGGCCAUCACUCUUACUGACCUGAAGUGGACUAUUGACUUGUUCCUGUUUGAUACUGCAUUUCCUCGGUAUUACCGACUCUCAGAGGGGACUCUAAUUGCCAUUCUGAACCCUACAAUCCUUCCGCCACCCAAAGACAAGCUUGACACCAACCGCUUCAGUUUGAGUCUUUCUUCCUCCGACGACAUGGUCCUCGAGGUCGGAUCUGCACGGGACAUUGGCUACUGUAAGGCUGUCAGAAAAGACGGCAAAACCUGCCAGGCGUGGGUCGACGGCCGGAAAACCGAAUUCUGCGACUUCCACGUUGAUCUGCAACUGCGUCGUGCCCAAGCAGGUCGUAUGGGGGUGAACAGUGGAGCAGGUAUACGGCCCGUAGGGUCUCGCUCAGGCUUUUAUGGCGGUCAAAAGCGAUCUAUACAGAAAGGAUCUGGAGAGGGAUUACUCAGGGCAGAUGGUGCACAGUACGACCGGGAAACCCAGUCCUUAUACUACGUGGCACCGAGCUCGAAAUCGAGGAGCAAUACGGGCAGUUCUUUCCAUCAUCUACACCCUGGCCAAUCUGCGGCUAGCCUCAUCGAUGCGGAUACAGACGAUCCAUUCAUCGCGGCUGGGAUGUUGGGCCGCGGGGCAGAAAAUAAAGGAGAGCGCUUCCGUCGGCGCUUAGUUGAAAAGCAAAAGGAACGAGAGAUCACGCAAAUGAUCACCUCACGCACUGGAGGAGUUGCUGGAGAUUAUCUCCGAGCUCAGAUUAAGAACAACGAGAAUGCCCCCACCACGAAUUCCGCCCGAUCAGCAGCACAACACAAGAGGACAAACUCCAAGGACCCGAAGUCGCAUGCUGGCUCUUUCGUCGACGACAAACCGCUUGCCAUGAGCUUCAAACGUGCCGAGGCAGUGAGGCUCAGCCCCAAAAAGCGCGCGCAUGACGGUGACAGACCCCAUGGAAGCGGUAUAAAGAAAACACGCUUUAUAACAUCCAACGGUAUCAAGGAGGCUGGAAGGGAUAGCCUCGGAGGUAUAUCUAAUACCACGCCUCAAACGGACGAUUACGAUGAUGACGAUGAUCUGGAAAUCGUCUAA